Ipomoea nil (Japanese morning glory) is the source of this 7821-nucleotide messenger RNA. Its product is annotated as putative leucine-rich repeat-containing protein DDB_G0290503. Lineage: Eukaryota; Viridiplantae; Streptophyta; Magnoliopsida; Solanales; Convolvulaceae. The transcript has 11 exons. The record is from RefSeq and is a predicted model, not a curated record. Bases 362 to 7393 code for a protein of 2343 amino acids.
CUGUCUGUCUGUCUGUCUGCCUCUGAGUCUCCCCUUUCUCUUCUUUCCAAAGAUUCUUCUAUUUUCUUCCUUGCAUUUUAAGCUCUCCCCAAAUCUCAUAAAUUAGGUAGAUUCAGACAACUACAGACUUCCUUAUUUGUACACUAGGAGUUUAUUAUUAUUAUAUUUUGAAAAAAAUAUAUGAUAUUUUCGAAUUUUCUUUAAUUUUUUCUUGAAUAUGGUGUGGGAGCUUUUGAAUGCGAAAUGCGUGAAGACCCACUGAUGUUGUCACUGCUACGAAGCUGACGUGUGUGCAUUCUGCAGUGAGAAUCAGGCAAGGGAGCCCAGGGUUGUUAGCUGUUGUUAGACUAGAAUCGCAAUAAUGUCGAGGAUCACCAAGUGGAAGCUUGAGAAGAAUAAAGUUAAAGUGGUCUUUCGGCUUCAGUUUCAUGCAACACAUAUCCCACAAACUGGAUGGGACAAAUUAUUUAUAUCAUUUAUCCCAGCAGACUCCGGCAAGACAACAGCAAAGACAACUAAAGCAAGUGUGAGAAAUGGAUCAUGCAAAUGGGCAGAUCCUAUUUAUGAGACUACGAGGCUUCUCCAAGAUGUAAAAAACAAAGAAUAUGAUGAGAAGCUGUACAAAAUUGUUGUUGCAAUGGGUUCUUCGCGAGCUAGUAUUCUCGGUGAGGCUACAAUCAACCUUGCCGAACAUGCGGAUGCUUCGAAGCCUUCUGUAGUUGCAUUACCUCUUCAUGGAGGCAAUACAGGAACUAUAUUACAUGUCACUGUACAGUUGCUAACAUCCAAAACAGGAUUCAGAGAGUUUGAGCAGCAAAGGGAACUCCGGGAGAGGGGUUUGCAGUCGGGAGUUGAUAAUAAGCCUGAUGACACAGGCCCUGGAAAAGUGUCGGUCUCCAGAGACGCUGCUCGUGGUGAAAUGGAAAAGGGCAACAGAAGGGCUAGAUUCAGACCAGAUGCUAAAGAACUUUCGUCAGUUGAAGAAGUAGAAGAAUAUGGAGAUAUGGCUGUCGGAUUUGAUGGCUCUUCUAAUGCAUCAGAAAGUUUCUAUGCUGAAAAAAAUGAUGCCUCCAGCAUGCAGGAAACCAAUAGCCUGAAGAGUGCAGCUUUUGGUGACUCAAAUGAACCUCCCAAUAGUCAAAGCCCACAGCCAAGACAAACAACUCCUUCUGAAAGUCAAGUCGUGGCUCGUGGGAGUAAUGAUUCAGUUCAUGGAUGGGUUUCGGACUGCUCUAUGGAUAAUGACUUGGCAAUUGCUUGUGAUGAGAAUAAUCGACUCAGAGGAAGCUUAGAACUGGCAGAAACGUCAGUUUUUGAGCUGAAGCUUGAAGUGAGUUCUCUGCAAAGUCAAGCUAAUGAACUAGGCAUUGAAGCCGAAAAGUUUGCUCACCUUCUUGCCGCUGAGAUAUCCUCUGGUGAAGAAUUGGCAAAGGAGGUCUCUGUCCUGAAACUAGAAUGUUUGAAGUUCAAAGAUGACGUUGAAAGACUACAGAAUUUAAAAACAAGCCCUCAGAGUACAGAAAAACAAAAUGUACAUGCUGAUUGUGGCCACUUAGUUCAAGAAGUACAAGUUAAAUGGAUCAAAGGAAUUUUACUGCUGGAAGACAGGAUACGUGACCUUCAAAAUAAGACUUACCUUGGUUUCCAUGAACGAGAACAUAGGCUUCUCCAGUCGGAACUUGAGGUAAUGGUGCAGAUUCUGCAGGAUAUAAAACAAGGGUCAGAGAACGAAAUAUCCUUGCUAAAUAUUGUGCCACCUGUAAUUACGGAUGUAAAAGAGGUAAGAGACCCUUUUUUACAGAAAACGGAGCACCCUUUGCCAGGACUUGGGUUGGAUUUGGAUUUGUGUCCACCCGUAGAUAUACUUCAUCAUUUUAGUAUACCUUCCCUUGUCUCUCAAGGACCGGAUUCUCUGGGUGCUGUAGAUGCAAUGAAAACAAAAAUUUUCGAUCUCAUAAGAGAACUGGAUGAAGCAAAGUUUGAAAGGGAAAACCUUGUCAAAAAAAUGGAUCAGAUGGAGUGCUACUAUGAAGCACUCGUUCAGGAACUUGAGGAGAAUCAGAAGCAAAUGCUGACAGAGCUGCAGAGUCUUAGGAGUGAGCACUCUACUUGCAUGUAUACAAUUUCUAGCAGUAAAGCUGAAAUGGAGUCCUUGCGCCAAGAUAUGAAUCUCCAGAUUCUCCAGCUUGUUGACGAGAAUCGCAAUUUAGAUGCCAUUAACAAAGAGCUGGAGAAAAGAGCUGCUUCAUCAGAAGCAGCUCUUAGGAGGGCACGCAUGAACUAUUCAAUUGCUGUUGAAAAGUUACAAAAGGAUCUCGAGCUCCUUUCAUCACAGGUUGUCUCCAUGUUUCAGACUAAUGAGAACCUCAUCAAACAAGCAUUUUUAGAACCUUCAAUGGCAGAGGACCUCGAGUAUGUAAAUGGUUUGCAAUACUUAGAAAGUUCUGAUACUACAAUGCAAUUGCAGUUCCACAAUCAAAAUUUAAGUACGAGGAAACAAUCACUCUGCGGAGAUGUCCUUUUAGAGGACUUGAAGAAAUCACUCUUCUUACAGGAAGAGCUUUAUAUGAAGGUUGAAGAAGACCUUAAUGAAAUGCACUCUGUGAAUUUGUACUUGGACAUAUACUCCAAGACUCUAGUGGAAACAAUGCUCGAGGCAGAUCAUAGUUCCGUAUUAAUGAAGAAAUAUAUGGAUGAACUUGCUCAGCAGUUAGAGUUUUCAAACGAAUGCAGGGAUCAGUUAAUGGCAAAACUGCAGGUUGCUUUGGAAGAUAUUAGCAUUCUAAAUGAGGACAAAGCUAGAUUCAUUAAUAAGUGCAAUGAACUUGUUCUCCAGAAUCAAAUUUUAGUGGAUAAACUGGAAGGGAUUUCAAAGGAAAACUGUCUUCUCACAGAGAAGCUCAUGGGUGUAGAAGUAAUUUCAGCAGAAUAUAGAAAUUGCCUGAGCAAAUAUGAAGCUUGUUUGGAAGAGAAAGCAGAGUUGUCGAGUUUAUUGGAACAAGGAAAGCUAGAAAAUGGCAUGCUUCAUACUGAAAUAUCUGUUCUGAAGGAGGACCUGAAAAUUGUUGAGUCCAAACUUGACAAUUUGGUUUCUUCAAAGGAAAAUCUUCAGCAAAAUGUCAGCUUUGUGCAGGAUAGGCUAGUUAAUGUUUUGGAAUCUUAUGGUGAGCAAUUUAUUGGGACUCCUCCUUUGGGUAAAGCCCAUCAUCCCGACUUGGACUUGAAUAAUCUCAAAGGUCUUCUGCUCCAAGUCGAAGAGAUCCAACAUAAAUCGUGUAGCAAGAUUCUUCAACUCAUGGAAGAUAACAAGUGUCUAGAGGCUGAAAAACAUGCUUCUGAAGUGUCCCUUAGCAGAGCCAGUUCAGAAAUUCUUGCAGUGAAGCAAAAGUUUAAAAAUAAUAUACAGGACAUGGCGGCUAAAUUAGGCACAUCUAACGCCCUUGUGGAGAAGCUUCAGUUUGAACUUGAAACUGUUGCAAAUAAACUCCACUUCACCUCUGAAGUGGAGGAAAAACAUGCACAACAGAACCGAGAGCUUUUGGCUGAUCUCUCCCUCUUGGAAGUUGAACUGCAAAACCUCGCAUCUAGAAAUGGGCAUGUUGUUCAAGAGAUAUUAGGCCUGGAUUCUUUAGCUGAUGAAAUUGGGAGAAGCAGCUCAACGAUUGCUGAGUUAUUACAAGAGAACAAGGACCUCAUGAUGUCUUUGCAGGGUAAGACCGAGGAAUCUGUCAAGCUUGCAUCCGAAAUCAGUAGUCUGAAAGAAAACUUGGGAAGCCUUAAUGGUGAGUUGCAUUCUGAGAUAGAUUCUAAGGCUGUGCUACAGGCUAGGGUGCAAGAUCUUAUGUCUCAAUUGAAUGAGAAGCACGGUAGCUUAAGUGAUCUGGAGAAGCGUAAUAGUGAGCUAUUACAAGAGAACAAGGACCUCAUGAUGUCUUUGCAGGGUAAGACCGAGGAAUCUGUCAAGCUUGCAUCUGAAAUCAGUAGUCUGAAAGAAAACUUGGGAAGCCUUAAUGGUGAGUUGCAUUCCGAGAUAGAUUCUAAGGCUGUGCUACAGGCUAGGGUGCAAGACCUUAUGUCUCAAUUGAAUGAGAAGCAUGGUAGCUUAAGUGAUCUGGAGAAGCGUAAUACCGAGCUAUUACAGGAGAACAAGGACCUCAUGAUGUCUUUACAGGGUACGACUGAGGAAUGUGCCAAGCUUGGAUCUGAAAUCAAUGGUCUGAAAGAAAAAUUGGGAAGCCUUCAUGGUGAUUUGCAUUCCGAGAUAGAUUCUAAGGCUGAGCUACAGGCUAGGGUGCAAGACCUUAUGUCUCAAUUGAAUGAGAAGCACGGUAGCUUAAGUGAUCUGGAGAAGCAUAAUACUGAGCUAAUACAAGAGAACCAGGAUCUCAUGAUCUCUUUACAAGUUAAAACUGAGGAAUCGGUCAAGCUUGGAUCUGAAAUCAGUGGUCUGGAAGAAAACUUGAGAAGUCUUCAUGAUGAAUUGCGUUCUGAGAAAGCUUCUAAGGCAGCAGUAGAAGGUAAGGUGCAAGAUCUUACUUUCCAAUUGAAUGAGAAAUGUAACUGCUUACUUGAUCUAGAGAAGUGUAAUACUAAGCUAAUACAAGAGAAGCAAGAUCUCGCGAUGUCCUUGCAGGGUGCAACUGAGGAAUCUUCCAAGCUUGCAUCUGAAAUCAGUUGUCUGAAAGAAAACUUGAGAAGUGUACAUGAUGAAUGGCAUUCUGAGAGGGAUUUUAAGGCUGAACAUGAGGGGACAAUUCGAGAUCUUACUUUUCAAUUGAAUGAGAAAUGUAAUUGCUUACUUGAUCUGGAGAAGUGUAAUACUAAGCUAAUACAAGAGAAGCAAGAUCUCGUGAUGUCCUUGCAGGGUGCAACUGAGGAAUCUUCCAAACUUGCAUCCGAAAUCAGUUGUCUGAAAGAAAACUUGAGAAAUCUACAUGAUGAAUUGCAUUCUGAGAGAGAUUCUAAGUCUGAACUCGAGGGGACAAUUCGAGAUCUUACUUUUCAAUUGAAUGAGAAACAUAGCAGCUUACAUUCAAUAGAGAAGCAGAACAUUAGUGUAGUACAAGAGAAGCAAGAUCUCAUAGCUUCCUUACAGGGUAAGACCGAGGAGUCUGUCAAGCUUGCAUCUGAAAUCAUUAGCUUGAAAGAUAACUUGAGAUGUCUACAUGAUGAAUUGAACUCUCAGAAAAGUUCCAAUUCCGAAUUAGAGGCUAGGCUGAAAGAUCUUAGUUCCAAAUUGAGUGAGGAGCAUCUCAACGUACUUCACUUGGAGAAGCUAAGUACCGAACUUGCUCAUUUUCAAGAGCAGGCAUCAGAGUUAGAAGUGGAGAAAUCUCGACUUCAUAAUCUUUUGCUGCAGCGUGAUGAGUGUAUUGAAAAACUUAAGGAAGAUUUGUCCCUUCUUCAUGCUCUUAAAAGUCUUGAACUGCAAAUGCAUGAAUCUUUAAUAGCCUCUGAUGUUAAAUUCACCUUUGCUGUAAACCAAUAUGGAACUGUUGUUCAGGGACUUGUUCAGCAACUUGAACUAUCUGAUGAGUGUCUUGGAGAUCUUAGGAAACAACAUGAUGACCUACAGGCAAAGUUUAAUCAAAAUUUUGCACGUAAGGAUCAUCAUAGUGAAGAAAAUUUAAAGUUGUUGACAGCUCUUGAUACUGUUAGAUCUGAUCUGGAAGCCUCUCUAGCUCAAAAUAAGGUUCUUUCAGAUUCUAACAGUGCUACAAAGGCGAGAGUUGAGGAAUACAAGAACCAGAUUACAAUUCUUGAGGAUGGUCUUUCCCAGGCCAAACGUUGUCAUGCACUUGAAGUAGAACAUCUGAAAGACAUGCUGGCAAAUGCCGAAGAAGAAAUUUGGUACUUGAUAGCCUCCAAAGAGGAACUGGGCAUCAUGGUGACAGUACUGAGAAGCAAAUUAGAUGAACAGCUUCCUCACAUGACUUUGCUGGAGAAAUACCAAGAUGAACAGCUGACAUUACAAUCUCAGUAUAAUGAGCUUGCACACAAGCUCUCCCAGCAAGUUCUGAAGACUGAAGAAUUCAGGAAUUUAUCUGUUCGUUUGAAGGAGCUAAAGGAUACGGCUGAAGCUGAAUGUGUCCUGGCUAGAGAAAAAAGGGAAUCUGAAGGACCACCAGUCGCCAGGCAAGAAUCCUUGCGAAUGGCUUUUAUCAAAGAACAGUAUGAGACAAAGGUGCAAGAACUGAAGCAACAGCUUUCUAUUUCCAAAAGGCAUGGAGAGGAUAUGCUUUUGAAGCUCCAAGAUGCAGUUGAUGAAACUGAAAGUAGGAAGAGAUCUGACGCUUUACACUCUAAAAGAAAUGAGGAACUAGCUCUCAAGCUCUUGGGAUUGGAAUCUGAACUACAAGAGGUACUUUCUGACAAGCGUGAAAUUUCUAAAGCUCAUGAUCGAAUAAAGACAGAACUGGAAUGUGCAGUUCUAAGCUUAGAAUGUUCCAAGGAAGAAAAGGAAAAGCUUGAAGUCUCUUUGCAAGAAUGUAUGGGAGAAUGUUCUAGACUUGCAGCAGAACUGUCUGUGAUAAAACAGCAACUCGAGAAUGUCAAGUCCCAAAGUACUCAUAAAGAAGUAAAACAUGGGUCUGAUGAGUCAACUAAACCUUCAUCUCCUAAUUCCUCACAUCAGGAAAAUCUGAUUUCUCCUGAGAAGUUGGUGGAUCCAUGCUCAAAUCUGGCUGGUGAAAGUGAAGAUUUGACUAUGCUAAACCAAUUGCAAACUGCUGGGGGUACUAUGUCCGUUGAGGGGAAACUGAAUUCCCAACAUCUAUCUAUUGAAGGACUUUCAUCGGCAAGUAUUGAUUUUAAGAACAAUCAUUUUGGAACCCAAAAUUUGAGGGCUAGCAUGGAGCACCUACAUGAAGAGUUGGAAAGGAUGAAAAAUGAAAACUAUCUUUUUCCCAAGGAUCAUCAUUGUGACCCAGAUUUUCAAGAUUCUCAGAGAGAACUUGUGCAAUUACAGAAGACAAAUGAAGAUCUUAGAAGCAUGUUCCCGCUUUUUAAUGAAAUUGCUACUGGUGGUAAUGCAUUGGAAAGGGUUCUUGCACUGGAGCUUGAGCUUGCUGAAGCUUUGAAGACAAAGAGCAAACCAAACAUCUUCCAGAGUUCUUUCCUAAAACAACACAGCGACGAAGAAGCCAUUUUCAAGAGUUUUAGAGACAUCAAUGCAGUAAUUAAAGAAAUGUUGGAACUAAAAGGAAGGCAUGCAGCAAUGGAGAAUGAACUGAAAGAGAUGCAUGACAGAUACUCUGAGCUAAGCCUCCAGUUCGCGGAGGUUGAAGGUGAAAGACAGAAACUCAAGAUGACACUCAAGAAUCUCCGGGGAUCUAGGAAACUCACUCAAAUAAACCGCACAUCGUCCUCCAUUCCAGCAGAAAAUUCCUCCUAGUAAGCUACUUUUUCCACAACAUUUGAUGGAAUGCAUUUCAUUUGGUUCUGCUCAUUUAAACCUGCAUUCAUGUCUCCAAGGCUCUGAACUCCCUUCAGGCUUCAGGUCUAUUAGUCUCUGUAUAUAGCAAAUAUCAUUGCUGAAUUUUGUUAAUGGCUUAAAUUAUAUGAUGUAGAUUUGUCUCUAGUAGCUAUACAUUCUUUUGGUUUAUGCUUCUCUUUUUCUGUUGUAACAUCGAGUAUAUGUAGCCUCUUUUUUUUUUUUUUUCUAGUUAAUUUUUGUAAUUAAACUUUACCAUUCCAGCUGAGUGUCUGCAAUAGACAUCAAAGUUCUCACCUGGAGUUUUCUUCUGCAUUUAGAUCUUGACUUUUUGUCUAUUCUGUCUGCAAAAUUUAUGAUUAUGGAUCAUAUGUUGGAAUUGUGGAGCA